Molecule: messenger RNA, 521 nt
Organism: Suillus clintonianus
Lineage: Eukaryota; Fungi; Basidiomycota; Agaricomycetes; Boletales; Suillaceae
Exons: 1
Coding region: 112-441 (109 amino acids)
Source: RefSeq, a predicted model, not a curated record
CAACACCCUCUGCUAAAUUCUAAUCAUCGCGAAUCCAAGGUAAGCGCGUGCAACUGCAUCGAAGCCGUCUCUGCAAUUUAAUACUUCUUCAAAGCUUCAGGCAUCAUAGUCAUGGUCUAUUAUUGCGGAUAUCUCGUGCGAGACGACUGGUUGUUGCAGCGAGCCGUUGAGUUGGGACGUCCGCCCCCUGUGAACACAUCAGACGAAAUUGAUGUUGUUUCCGUGUCUACGGGGGAUGUCAGGAUAGAGACGGGUGUUUACUGCUACACCAAGGUUCGUCAAGUAAAAACCGCCAAGGGCACCGCGUUUUGGUGUAUUGCCUUCGCCUCGAACGAUCCUGGCGAACGCUUACCAACUAGCGCGCCUUCGGAGGAGAAAUACAAGGCUUUGAAGGAGGUGCUGCAGAAGAAAGGCCCGCCUCGCUGGUACCGAGCUUAUUGAAAUAACGUCAGUGAUUUUGCACAUCGCCAAUGAAAGCAACUAAUGUUUAUUUCGACACCACAGUUUCGUCGUGUUCAUAA